Peniophora sp. CBMAI 1063 is the source of this 1350-nucleotide messenger RNA. The record is from the annotation of a GenBank genome assembly. NCBI's taxonomy places the organism in Eukaryota, Fungi, Basidiomycota, Agaricomycetes, Russulales, Peniophoraceae.
AUGGCACGAUCUUCCACGAAAUUGAGCUCGACGGCCACCAAUAUCCUGACCGCGUUGGCAACCACCCCACCUGCUAAUACACCAUAUGUCACUGGCAUGCUGGCCCUUCCUGAGUCUUUAUUUCGAAUCCACUACAUUGAUCCUGAUCAUGGUGCACGCUCGGUCGAUCUCCUCACCGCUCCUCAAUCCGACAUAGACGACUUAAUCGCAGCAUCGGAGCCUUCAGCACUGAGGCGCAUGGGAAAGCGUGUCGUCGACGAGGCCUUUCGCAAGUCCACGAGACUCUGCGCCUCAUCUUUCGCUACUCCUUUCAUCCCCGAACGAACCGAGCUCAUGGACAUCAUACGUAACUUCCUUUUGGACGACAAGGACUCGACUCGUGAGUUCAGGGCAGAACCUUACGAGCUUGAGAUAUACGAACAAGGCUCCUUUUUCAAGUCCCAUCGUCGCGCCCAGCGCGAUGACGAUGGCGUCUUUGGCACCCUCAUCUCGACCUUUCCCGUUGGUCACACAGGUGGCGAGUCGGUCCUGCAUCCAUACGAGGGCGAUGAGCAUGUCUUUGAUACCGGAUCCAAGCUCUCAACUCGCCCACCCCGCAUAGCUUAUGCGGCUUUCUGGGGAGACAUCCACCACGAAGUAUUACCUGUCACUUCUGGUUAUCGCGUCGCGCUCCGAUACGACCUCUCAUGGUCUGUCAAGCCAGAACCGUCAUCUCUUGUCCCUUCGUCCUCCACCGAACAGAUCAUGGAGUGGACGACCAGGUUACAAAGUCUUCUGGACGACGACACAGUUCUACCCGAGAGUGGACUCUUGUGCUUUGGUAUACGUCACUCGUAUCCUGUCCCAGGCCCAGACGAGCUCAACAUCGAUACCUACAAGCCGUACAACCUCGGGUUGGACCCGGAGAUCCGGAUCUCGUACAAGGUGGACAUCUACAAGGAGAGGUCGCGUAAGGCCCAAAACACUGUAGCAAAUGCGACUCUCGGUCUCGCAAAUCACCUCGUGAGCUUGGACAGGAUGGGUGGCUACAAAGCAAGCUGGGAGGUAGAUCGGGAAUUCAAUGCGGUGAUCGAAGAGCAGAACACGAUCGCCGAAGAGGCCUUGCAUCCCUCGCAGGUGAUAUGGGUGACGCCUGUCACAGAAGCCACCUGUAUCAAUCAACCAUGGUCUACGCGAGAGCAUGAGGUGACAUACGUAUGUGCGAGGCUCUGCAUCGUCGCUCGUGUCCAACACUAUAGCGAGCGCCGUAAGAGGCUUCUCAAGAGGAAACGCGUGGAAUCUGGGGCGGGCGAUGGCGAGACAGUAGGCAGAGAUGGAGAGCAGGACGCCGUGAAAAAGAGACGGGCGUAG